AUGGUGAUAAUCAAGGAGCUGGAGGAAAUAGAGUUCAUUACGAACAACGAAGAACUGGAGGAGUACAUGAUGAACAACGAGGAGCUGGAUGAGAUUGAUUUCAUCACAAACAACGAAGAAAUGGAGGAGUACCUGAUGAACAACGAAGAGCUGGAGGAGAUGGAGUUCAGUAUGAACAACGAAGAGAUGGAGGAGAUGGAUUUAAACCCUUGUUUUUCAGAAACAAUCACACAUGUAGGAGAAUCAGAUGUUCCAACCAGAAAUAAAAAGAAUCUCACAAAUGAACAACGUCUAGAUAUUUUCCAUUUCUUAUUGAAGGAGAGUAAGAAGGGACGACCGCAAAAACGCUCAGUCCCAAUGGCAGCGCAACUAUUUUCAACAUCAGAAUCUACAGUAAAACGUAUAUGGAAACGAGGAAAAGAUUGUGAAGCAAAGAAAUUACCUUUUGACGUGUCUUCACGAAAACCAACCAGAGUUCGUCCUAAACCCAAGAAGGUUGAUUUCAGCAAGAUAAUGGAAAUACCAUUGCGAAGACGCACCACCAUAAGAUCCAUUGCCGAAGCUUUGAACAUGCCCAAGUCAACUGUCCAUAGAUACGUCAAGAAAGGAGCGAUUAAAAAACACACGAACGCAAUAAAACCAGCCUUCACAGUGGACACGAAGAAAGCACGGUUAGAAUUCUGUUUUGGAAUGCUUGAGCUUAUCCCUUACAAGGAUAAUAUGAUGACCAAUCCCAUGUAUGAUGUUAUACACAUAGAUGAGAAGUGGUUUUUUAUGACAAAAGCAACAGAGAAUUACUACCUUCAUCCGGAAGAAACCGAACCAUAUCGUACAUGCCAAAGUAAAAGAUUCAUUAAAAAGGUAAUGUUUUUGGCAGCAGUAGCUCGUCCUAGAUUUGAUGAGUUCGGAAAUGAAGUUUUUAAUAGAAAGAUAGACAUUACAAGAGCUCGUUUGAUUAACAAAUUGUUACCAUCCAUUCGGGAAAAGUGGCCAAACUACAAUGGGGAAACUAUAUACAUCCAACAAGAUAAUGCAAAACCACAUGUUAAAGUGGAUGAUGAAGAAUUUUUAAAAGAAGCGGAAAAAGAAGGUUUUGAUAUUAGAUUGAGAUUCCAACCUUCACAAAGUCCCGAUAUGAACGUUCUCGAUCUUGGGUUUUUCAGGUCUAUACAAUCAUUACAGCACAAAGAGGCGCCCACUACUGUUGGCGAACUUUUAUCGGCUGUGGAUAAAGCAUUUAAUGAAUUAUCGGCACAAACUCUGAAUGACGUAUUCCUCUCGUUGCAACUAUGCAUGGUAGAGGUUCUAAAGCUUCGUGGAGGAAACAAUUAUAAAUUGCAGCAUAUAGGGAAAAAGAAACUUGCACGCAUUGGUGAACUUCCUACUCAAAUCGAAGUGGAUAAGAAUUUGGUGAAGGAUGCAACUAAUUACCUUUCAUGUUUAAGACAUUUCUGCAAGGAUGAGAGUAUUGCCGGCGAAAUACAUGGCAACAAUAUCAUUAUGUAG
This is a messenger RNA of Papaver somniferum (opium poppy), 1506 nucleotides long. RefSeq lists its product as uncharacterized. Lineage: Eukaryota; Viridiplantae; Streptophyta; Magnoliopsida; Ranunculales; Papaveraceae. The transcript is spliced from 2 exons. Gene Ontology annotation, molecular function: nucleic acid binding. Bases 1 to 1506 code for a protein of 501 amino acids. The record is from RefSeq and is a predicted model, not a curated record.